Messenger RNA from Daphnia pulex (common water flea), 754 nucleotides. RefSeq lists its product as uncharacterized. The transcript has 2 exons. The coding region runs from base 180 to 635 and encodes 151 amino acids. The record is from RefSeq and is a predicted model, not a curated record. NCBI's taxonomy places the organism in Eukaryota, Metazoa, Arthropoda, Branchiopoda, Diplostraca, Daphniidae.
UCUAUUAUAAAUCCCUUAACCCCAGGUUACUCACUCGGAAGGUAAUUUGGCGAGUGCAAUUAUCUUGGGAGUAACGACCUUGCACCACCUUUAGCAGGACCACACCAACCUCACUCACAACCUCAUUUGACCUGCACCUUCGGUUGUGUACAGUUUGAACCAGUCUCUACGUUCCCACUAUGCGACUUUUAAUCAUUUUAAUUUUGUUCGUGACAUGGACUGUUUGCGAAGACGACACCGAGUUAAUCGAGAAAAAUUCAACAGCAGUUCGCGUCAAGAGAACAUUCGGCUCGCCAACUCCUGACUCUGAGAAAGUGAAGAAGAUGACACACCAAACGACAUAUUUGUCGAAAUUGCUCCGCACAGGAAUCAGUUUGGAACGAAAAUGGUUCGACGUCAUGUCGCAGAAAUCCACAGCCGAGGUGGUCGUUUUUCUCGUCCUGGGCAUCGUUUCUACUUUCUUCGUUAUCCUGACCCCAUUGGUGCUCCUGACCAAGCUCCUGGCCCCGCCAUUGGUUUUCAGGAGAAAGAACCGCAGCAUUCACGAUCAACUCCAUUUGGAUUUCUCGCUUCCGCAAUGGAUGGAUCAGAUGGAAUCGUGGAUGAACACGCACAAACCACUCGAGGAUCGUUAGAGAUACUGUUUCCCAACUAGACCUGCCCAAGUAGUACACGUAUCCUCUAAUAAUCCUCGUUCCAAAAAGAAACCAGCUAUCGCCGUCGUCGACACAGACUAUAAACUGCGUUAAGGAGA